UUUCAAUACUAUAACAUCAAUUCUUUGUAUGUAAACAAAUUUGUAUGCUAAAAAUUGAAUCUUUUUAAUACCCAAGUUGACUUGCACUCCACCUGUUUGAUAAAAUGUCUCACAGAAUAAAAAACCCAAAACUUUCAAUAUUUCUUGAAUAAAAAACAGUUAGUUUUCUCUGUUCUGUUAUCUUUAGAUGGCUCGGAUGUAGUCUUAAACCCCAGAAAACUCUUGUGAAGACAUCACCACUAAGCCACCUUUUUGGUGGUUCAGAUGAAUUUUCUUGAAUAAUUUGUAUUUAUUGAUGUGUAUCCAUAUUUCUUGACAUAUAUUUGCAUCUUCAAACCUAUAAUGUCAAUCAUAUGUGGCCUUCCUUUACUUGAAUGUGUAUAUUGUAUUGGAUGUGCUAGAUGGGCUUGGAAACGAUGCCUGCAUACUGCAGGCCAUGAUAGUGAGACAUGGGGUGUAGCCACCCCUGAAGAAUUCGAACCCGUACCUAGGCUUUGUCGAUAUAUACUUGCAGUAUAUGAAGAUGAUCUUAGAUGCCCUCUUUGGGAACCGCCCGGUGGAUAUGGGAUUAAACCGGAUUGGUUGAUCUUGAAAAGGACUUAUGACGAUACUCGACGUAGGGCCCCACCGUACUUGUUGUAUCUUGAUCAUGAUCAUAGGGAUAUAGUUUUAGCUAUUAGGGGACUAAACUUGGCCAAUCAGAAAGAUUAUGUGGUUUUGUUGGAUAAUAAGUUGGGUCAAAGGAAAUUCGAUGGUGGGUAUGUUCAUAAUGGAUUAUUGAAAGCUGCUGGAGUUGUGUUGGAUGCAGAGUAUGAUACUUUGAAGAAAUUGUUGGAAGAGUAUCCGAGUUACACAUUGACUUUUACUGGACACUCACUUGGGUCAGGUGUGGCGACGUUGUUGACGAUGGUGGUGGUGCAAAAUCUGCGUAAGUUGGGUAAUAUUGACAAAAAGAGGGUCCGGUGUUAUGCUAUCGCGCCUGCAAGGUGUGUGUCGUUGAAUUUGGCAGUGAGAUAUGCAGAUGUUAUAAAUUCCGUCGUGCUCCAGGAUGAUUUCUUGCCUCGGACAGCCACACCUUUGGAAGACAUUUUCAAAUCACUUUUCUGUUUGCCAUGCUUGCUAUGCUUAAGAUGCAUAAAAGAUACUUUCACAUCCGAGGAAAGAAAAAUCAAAGAUCCAAGGAGGCUUUAUGCACCUGGUCGCCUGUAUCACAUCGUUGAGAGAAAACCUUUCAGAUGUGGUAGGUUUCCUCCAGUUGUAAGAACGGCAGUCCCUGUAGAUGGGAGAUUUGAGCACAUUGUUCUUUCUUGCAAUGCCACUUCCGACCAUGCCAUUAUUUGGAUAGAAAGGGAGGCCAAAAGGGCACUGGAUUUGAUGCUGGAGAAAGAUCCAAUCAUGGAGAUUCCAGCAAAACAAAAGAUGGAGAGACAGCAAACUUUGGCUAAAGAACAUGGAGAAGAGUAUGCUGCUGCACUGCAACGGGCUGUCAAGUUAGCCGUGCCUCACGCCAUGUUACCAUCUCAUUAUGGCACCUUUCAGGACUCGGAAGGGGAGGUUUCAAGUGGAGAAUCGUCCAGUAAACACACACCAGGAGGAAGUUGGGAUGACUUGAUUGAAAAUUUAUUUGACAAAGAUGAAUCUGGUCACGUUGUGUUGAAAAAUCCGCAUUCUGUUGUUUGAUUCAAGUCUGUACAUACUACAGUCGUCUUCUUUGUGUAAAUAAGAAGCGUAUUAUAGAAGUACAUAUAGAACUAGUUACAGGUUGAAAUCGAUUGAUGGAGUAAAACAUAGGGACUUACGGGGGACAAUUUGGUUAUAAUCACUGCAAGAAAACCAUUCUCGA
Messenger RNA from Erigeron canadensis, 1843 nucleotides. RefSeq lists its product as uncharacterized. Lineage: Eukaryota; Viridiplantae; Streptophyta; Magnoliopsida; Asterales; Asteraceae. The transcript is spliced from 5 exons. The record is from RefSeq and is a predicted model, not a curated record. Gene Ontology annotation, biological process: lipid catabolic process. The coding region runs from base 343 to 1680 and encodes 445 amino acids.